Messenger RNA from Penicillium antarcticum, 1035 nucleotides. Its product is annotated as ketopantoate reductase family protein. The transcript has 2 exons. Gene Ontology annotation, cellular component: cytoplasm. Lineage: Eukaryota; Fungi; Ascomycota; Eurotiomycetes; Eurotiales; Aspergillaceae. The record is from RefSeq and is a predicted model, not a curated record. Gene Ontology annotation, molecular function: 2-dehydropantoate 2-reductase activity. Gene Ontology annotation, biological process: pantothenate biosynthetic process. Bases 1 to 1035 code for a protein of 344 amino acids.
AUGUCAGCAGAUUCAACCUUGCCAAAGCGCAGAGUAUUGGUGGUGGGAGCAGGCGGCGUCGGCACAAUGGUAUGUGUCGCGCUCGAAAGAUCUGGAAUGGCCUCAGUGACAGCCGUCCUGCGAUCGAACUACGAGCAAGUCCUGAAACAUGGAUUUGAGAUUGAUUCAAUCGAUCACGGCAAACUCUCCGGCUGGAGACCAAGCUCAGUUGUCAACGCGGUCCCGCUCGCGGAUCAAGAAAACCCGUUUGACUAUGUCAUUGUCACAAUGAAGAAUAUCCCAGAAGUGAACAACGUGCCCAAGAUCAUAGCACCAGCGGUCACACCAGACCACACGACCAUCGUGCUGUUCCAAAAUGGGCUCUAUAUUGAACCGCAAUACACUGAAGCAUUCCCGACAAAUGUUGUGCUAUCCGCACCAAGUUAUAUCGGUGCACACGAGCUCAAUGGAAGCGUUGUCCAUGAUGACCAUGAUAACUUCCACAUCGGCGCAUUCCACAAUAAAGCCUUGAACGAGGCAACAGAAAAAGCCAAACUUGAAGAAUUCGCAACCAUCUAUAAUGGCAGCAAAGUCGUCGAUGCAGAUAUGGUGGACGAUAUCGUCUUCUAUCGCUGGCGCAAAGUGCUAUGGAAUGGAAUCUUCAAUCCAAUGUGUGCCAUCACACAACUGGACAGCGCGGCGAUCAGGCGGUUCGGGGGUGAGCACAGUCUAAUCAGACCUGGUAUGGCGGAGAUGGCAGCUAUUGCCAAGGCUGAUGGCUAUGAUCUCGGAGACGGGAUCGUGGAUGAAAUGGUUGACGCCACUCCUCUUGAAUUGUCUUUCCGUCCUAGCAUGUUGGUGGACGUUGACAAGGGGAAUCCUAUGGAAGUGGAGGUUAUUCUUGGGAACGCCUUGCGGGUUGCUAGAGAGAAGGGGGUUCAGACGCCGAUUUUGGACAAUACCUAUCGGUUCUUGAAGCUCACACAGGCGCGACUAUUGGCUGCGAGAGGACUGAUUGUUGAGCCGAAGGAACUCCCAACAGCGGAUUUGAUAUAG